CCGGGGCCGGCCCCGGGCCCAGCCCAGCGCUGUGCGGGAGCCAUGGCGGCCGUGCCUGGGGCCGUGCCGGCCGCCCCCGGGCCCCGCGCCGCUCCCGGCGCCAGCAGCCGGGCCCCGGCCGCCCAGGACGCUCUUGAUGUGGAUUCAAAUACUGACAGAGAGCAGACCCUCCCUCUACAUGGAGACGGUGACAACUGGAUAGACUUUUCCAAAACGUGCACUUCCAAUCAAGAAUAUUACUUGAAGCUAGAAGAGUUGAAGAAUGCCCAAUUGGAGACCAUGGCAAAGUUAGAAAGUAUGUAUCAGAAUAAACUCUAUUUAAAAGGAGUACAGCCCGUGGCCAGGAAAGAUGCUGCUUCUAAUGGGUGUUGCAGGCCAACUUGGGAGAAAAGCUCGUAUCAGCCUCUAAAUCUGCACAAAUCCUUCUCUGACUCUGACUUAAGUGAUCCCUUAGGCUCAGGUCUGUCUGGUGGGUCUGACAAAGAAUUAGCAUUUGAAGAAAACAGUAGUGAAACUGGAUCAUCAUCAUUUGCUAAGGAACGGAUUGAAAAAAUGUGGGAUGGGUUCUCUGUGGAAGACUACAUCACCCGAACCAAACACAGCUUACCAAGCUCACCAGCCUUCAGAACAACACCGAAGAAGCAGAAGGCGUGGUCACCAAAAGUUACUGUGCCCAAGCCUUUCCAGAUGACCAUUAGAGAAGCUAGAAAAAAAGAACAGAAUGUCAAAUCAAAGUCCCAGAUUGAAAUGGAAAAUAACUUACUGAAGAAGCAGCUGGAGGAAGAAGCAGAGUGUCAGAAAAAAUUCCGAGCCAAUCCUGUGCCCGCUGCAGUUUUUCUUCCACUCUACCAUGAAAUCAUACAAAGAAAUGAAGAACGCAGGAAGUCUGUGAAAGAGAGAAGCAAACUCAAGCUUUUGGCUUCUCAGAAGCCAUUUAAAUUCAUUGAAAGAGAGAAGCAAAGGAAUGAAAUUAGGAAAAUGCAAUUAAGAGACCUUUCCACACCUGAAAAGAAACCAAAACCAUUCAAAGCAAAACCAAUUCCGAAAUGCGUUUAUAGUCCAGCUGUUAAUGACAAGUUACAGGAGGAAGAGCUCUACAGAGAAAUCAGGAUUAGAAUGAGAGCUGAGGAGUUGCUGCAUAAUUCAUCCCUACCCACGAGCAGGCUGGCUUUAAAGAACACCAAUAAAAAGAAGAAACACAAGUGCAUCGAACCAAAGGAGACAGAACAUAAACCCAAGAUCAAACCAGAUGUUCCAGAUUUUGAACGACUCCACCAGAAAUUUCAGAAACGGCUCCUGCAAAAAAAACAGGUGAAACACCUUACAGUCUGUGAACCAUUUGAUCUUCGUACUCCACACAUUCCUUCAAACAAGGGGAAGAUUUUGAGGGACAUCCAAGAGGAUGAAGAAAGGUUGAAAGAAACACGCUGGCCAUACACCUCUCCAAGAUGUAAACCUCAAAUGAGAGGUGCAAAUUCACCUCUCUCAGGAUUUGGAGAAUCUAAAUCACCAAAAAUCACACAGUCCACCCAGCGAAGGCUACAGGCCAUCAGGAAUUCACUUGAGGAAAAGAGAAGGUUGGAAGAACAGCAAAAAAGGAACAGGACAAAGCAGAAACAAAGAACGAAAAAAAUGCAGAAAAUUGUUACAACUCGGGCUGAGGCCAAUGACCCACAUCAGAGCCUAGCUCAGAUGUCUAAAUCCAAAUUAAAAACAUUCAGGAAUUACGAGAAGCAGAGAAUGCAAGAAUAUUUGCAAGAGUUACAAGAAAUGGAAGAAAGAGUAAACCAAAGGCCACUGCUUUUGGAAAGAGUCACUCAGAAAAAUGCCAGAAUAGCUGCAGAAAAGCAUUAUUCUAAUACACUGAGAGCUCUGGGGGUAUGUCCAGAGUUUGUUUCAAAGAAAGGACAAACAACUAAAUUGCUAGAAUGCUCCAAUGCUGAAGAUUUUGGUCUUGAUGGCAAAGAAAGAGCCAACAAGGAUAAAGUGAAAGAAGGGGAAUUCUUCCGUUCAGCAGAAGCAGCUGACAUCAGCCCUCAGGCUGAGCAGUCCUGCGAGGAAGAGGAAGAGAAGAGAGAAGGCGUCAGAGCCUCCACCUGGGAGCGUGAAUCCAGUGAGGCAGAGGAUGAGGAGGAGACCAGAGCCAGCCCUCAUGUUCAGCAGCCUUGCCACACAGGGGAGGCCAGCCCCCGCUCUGACCAGCACUGUGAAGAAGAGGAAGGGGAAGCAAAGGCAGGCCUUCCACGUGACCAUUCCCUGGAGGAGGAGGAAGAUGAGGAGGAGGAGGAGAAUCAGUCAAGACCUAGCUCUCAGUCUGACCGGUCCCCUGAGCCACAAGAGGGUCAGUCCGACCCUGAAGCUGAGGGUGCCUUCGGGUAUGAGGAUGAGGAAUAUGAAAGUGAUGAUUCGGAAGAGAAAGCCAGUGAUGGUGAAGCUGACUGAAGGGCAGGCAGGCAGGACAGGCUGGUGCUCAGGAACCUAUUUCAUUGCUGGCGGUGAAAUAGACGCUAAAGAAAAACUUGUCUUCUUGCUACUGAUACGAAAUUUUGUGAAUUUAAAGCUCUUAGCUUAGCAGUCUUUUUAGCACGGAAACCUUGUUGAUUUUCCAGUAAGAGAGAUCAAGUUACUCAUUUCCACCAAGAAAAUUACUUUUAUAUUCAUCUUCUUUAUUCUAGACCUCUGUAAUAUUAGUGCAGUUCGGUUCAUAAAAUUAACACCAACCAGUGGUUAAAAAUAAUGUCUUACAUGCUGUGUUGUUAAGUACUGAGGUCUUAGCAUUUUCAGCUUUUCUGUGUACUGGCAAAGCCAGAUGAGAUUUUGGAGUAGUAAUUUGCUAUUAUCAAUGCCUCUCAGGCUCAAACAUCUUAGUCCUUUUGGGCUCUGUUCCUGCAAUAUCUUCUAGGAUGGCAAUGAACUGGCAAGGAUUUGUUGUGCAAGACCUCUCAUUGUUUUCAGCAGAGCAGCUGCAAGGAAGACAACUGCAGUUAGACAAAAUGGCCAAAUUCAUCUGUGCAGUUUCUCCCUCCUGCUCCCAGGGAGUUUGUUCUCUCCCCACUUAAGUGAGCUGAAUUGGCUCAGUGAUGGGUCAGAGGAGUGCCAGGGCCAGAAAAGAAGUGACUCCUUUUGGAGGAAACAAGCUGUUAGAUCAACCCAAGUGUUUUGUUCAGCUAAUAUACAAAGAGUGUCGCAGUUGCUGAAGGCUGUUCCUACAGAGAAGGAAAAAAGAUGCACCAAAAUACACUGAGAGGAGUCAUUUAAACUCUUACAUAGCUUUUUACUUUUUAACGGUUAUAGACAAGUGAGGUAGAAGAAAAGUCAGUAGAAUAUCUUCUACUUUCUCUUCUUUUGGAGACCAGACAGCUUCUGUGGUACUUCCAAAUGAAUGGCCUCAUCCUCUCUCACUAUGUGUAUGCUUCGUGUGAUUUUUUUUCACAUUUAUUAACUAAGUAGUUCAUUUAAUGUUGCUUUUUAACUUAGUAGAGUAGAGAAAAAAAACACGUUAUGCUACCAGAUCUUGUAUUACUUCCUAACCAAGAUAGAAAAUUGUGUUCUUUCACCUCCAUUUUGUUUUAAAGAGCUCUUCCUGUGAUCAUGUAAAAUAGUCCAUUACCAUAAUAACAAAUGCCAACAUUAAGUUUCUUUAUUGGGACAGUAAACGUACUUUAAAAAGAGAACCUUACAACUCAGCAACUGUAGUUGCAUGGAAGUCUGGUAAGGAAGUGCUUUAGUACCUUUCUUCACACACUUGUUACUCAGGACUUCAGCUACUACACAACAAAAAAUGCAAGUCAGUGGUUUUUUUGUUUUGUUUUUGUUUGUUUGUUUGUUUUUCCCCUCUAUUUAUAUCGCUGGUGGCUUCUCCUACUGUUACUGGCUUUCCUACUAACCUGUCAAAUGCAGUGUUAGGAAAGAAAAUAAAAGAAAACAUAUAACAAACCACAAAUUAAGGAUUUCAAACAAUCUUUCUCUGCUUAGUAGAGAACAGAGUAUAUGACUUUGCACAAGCACUAAAAACAUGUUCAUCAAAUAGUAAAUAUAAUAUUUCUUAAAACUAACAAGUUUGCAAAUGCAUCUGCAAUGACUAGGGAUAUGGGUUUGGUUUUUUGUUUGUUUGUUUUAGGUUGGGGAAGGGGAGUGUUGUUUGUUUUCCUCAAGUUUCCUUCCAAACUGCAUGUAAGAGCACUAGCUAAAUCUAUUAUUUCUUCCUCCAGACUUUGAGAAACUGUGUCCUAAUGUUUGGAUUUUUAUCUUUCCUUUUUUUUUAAUUUAUUUUGAAGUGUGGCCUAACUAAUAUGAAUUUUAAACUUAUUUGUUUUACUUAAAUAAAAUUUCUAUUGCAUAUUUACCUUAUAUUAAAAUAUUAAUCAUUGUUUCACAAUGAAAAUCAUAGUUUACAAUCAAGUUAUACUUGACAAUGCCACAAUACAAACUCAAGGUUGGUUUGCUUGUGGUAGUUAUUAUACGAUAAUUCUGAGAAGUUGUACAAUACGUUACU
This is a messenger RNA of Cygnus atratus (black swan), 4495 nucleotides long. It is a transcript of the gene FAM161A, whose product is annotated as FAM161 centrosomal protein A. Gene Ontology annotation, biological process: cilium organization. The transcript has 7 exons. Bases 43 to 2442 code for a protein of 799 amino acids. Gene Ontology annotation, cellular component: ciliary basal body; photoreceptor connecting cilium; cilium. The record is from RefSeq and is a predicted model, not a curated record. Lineage: Eukaryota; Metazoa; Chordata; Aves; Anseriformes; Anatidae.